Molecule: messenger RNA, 837 nt
Organism: Poecile atricapillus (Black-capped chickadee)
Lineage: Eukaryota; Metazoa; Chordata; Aves; Passeriformes; Paridae
Product: BOS complex subunit TMEM147-like
Exons: 7
Coding region: 145-822 (225 amino acids)
Source: RefSeq, a predicted model, not a curated record
CAUCACCCCCCGCGGCCGCCGGGCCCGAACCCGGAAGCUCCGCGCGCCAAAAAUUCCCAAAAAAUUCCCAAAAAUUCCCAAAAAAUUCCCAAAAAUUCCCAAAAAAAUUUUCCGGGAUCGCGGCCCCUCCCCCCCGGGCCCGCCAUGACUUUGUUCCACUUCGGGAAUUGCUUCGCGCUCGCCUAUUUCCCCUAUUUCAUCACCUACAAAUGCAGCGGCCUGUCGGAGUACAGCGCCUUCUGGCGCUGCGUCCAGGCCGGAGCCACCUACGUACUGGUGCAACUGGGAAAGAUGCUGUUCCUGGCCACGUUUUUCCCGACCUGGGAGGGGCCCUCGGGCGGAUACGACCUGGUGGGGGAAUUCCUGCGUGCCACGGUGGACGUGGCCGAUCUGGGGGGGCUCCAGCUGGCCCUGGGCCGGGGCGGGGGGAGGGGCGAGCUCCGGAUCCUGGUGGCCGCCCUGGGCUGGGCCAGCGCCGAGCUGCUGACGGCCAGGUGCGUCCCCCUGUGGGUCGGGGCCCGGGGGGUGGAGUUUGACUGGAGACACCUCCAGAUGGGACUGGACUCCAACAUCAGCCUGGUGCGCACGGUGGCCGCGGCCGCUCUCCUCUGGGCCUCGGGGCGCCACGACCUCCCCUCCCCCCUGCGGCUGCCCCUGGGGGGGCUCCUGGCGGCGACGGCGUACGAGGGGUUCCUCAGCGGGUGGGCGGGGCAGGCGCUGGGCCUGGGGCCCUGGGGGGCGCUGGGGCUGCGAGCGCUGGGGGCGGCGGCGCUGGGGCUGGGGGCGCUCAGACUGCUGGUACCGCUGUUACCCCCACCUUGAGACACCUGGAGACAC